UUGAAGGAGGUCUCGAUGAGGAAGCAUUCUAGGCAGGGGGGACAAUGAAAAUGCCCAGAAUGGAGACAGGAGCAAGGAACCGCAGGGUGUCUAGUGUAACUGGAUAGCAGAAUUCAUAGGGAGGUAGGAAGUGGUGCAGUGUAAAUACAUAAGACUGCAAAGAAGUGGGCAAGAUUAUAAAGGGAUUUGAAUUCUUAACUGAGGAUUUGGUUUGGUCCUGGAGAUAAGAAGCUGCAGGAAUUCGGUGGAGAGGCAGCGGGGGCGGGGCGGGGCGCAGUUGGGGGAUGGGGUAGGGCAGGGUGUGACAUAGUCCGACCAGUGUUUUAGAAAGAUCCCUUGCACUGCGGAGUGGAGGAUGGACCGGGUUGGGGGAGACUUGCGGUAAUCGCCCAAACAGGAGGUGAUGGGCGCCUGCACCAGGGUGGGCGCAAGAUCAGAGGAUAGAAGGGGGUGUUUUGGGGAGAGCUUACAAAGAUGAAAUCGAGUGGCAUUGGCAAAAGAUUAAAUAUGGUAGAGUAGGGUGUGAGAGUGAGGAGUCAAGAAUGCCUCCUAGGUUAAAAAAUGAUAGUUAAACAAAUUAGGCGGCGAAUUCCCUCCGCCCUCCCCAACCAAGCACUAAACCAGUUCGAUUCAGCUGCUUCCCCUCCCCCAUCCCGCAGACUGAGAGCCCAGACUGCUCAAAUCCUUCUGCACUGAGCUAAAUUCGAUUGGCAGUCUUUGCAGAAUUACAUAACGGGGCUGACGUGGGAUGAGAGGUAGAGGUCUGCGGCAAAAAAAAAUCGAGAGACGAAGACUUCCCUUUCGAGAAACAAUCAAUCCUUUGCACCCACCCCAGCUUCUCCAGGGCCGGCUCUACCAGGCCCCGUGACUGCAGAUCAGUUUAGGGGCGGGGUUUCCCGCAGAAAAUCAGCUCUGGUCUCCCAUUAGUUUAUCUUCUCCGUCAGUCAGUCGAGGUCCCGCCUCAUUUCCCAACGCUACGGAAGCCACACCUCCCCCGGAAGGCGGGUUUUAACGGUUGAUUGGUGGAGAUAGUGCCGGUGGAAUCAGUUAGGGGGCGGUGCUGGGAGGAGAAAAUACAGAGAAAGGAGGGGGCGGAGUCUAGAGAACGUCAUUCCCUUUUCCCCUUCAGCUGUGAGGCUGCUGCUGCGGUGACUGCUCUGGCUGUGGCUGUCGCCGUCUUGUGACCAUGGCUGCGCUAGCCCUUCUGGCAUUGCUCCUUCCCGGUGUAUUGGGGAAUGAGUUUAGUGUGUUAAGAUCACCAGAAUCUGUUGUUUUCCGAGAUGGAAAAUGGCCAAUACCUGGAGAUCGGAUUCCAGAUGUGGCUGCAUUAUCCAUGGGUUUUUCUGUGGAAGAGGAUCUUUCAUGGCCUGGACUUGCUGUGGGCAACUUAUUCCUUCGUCCUCGAGCUACAGUUUUGGUGACAGUGAAAGGAGUGGACAGUUUGGCUUUACUCAAGAAUGUUGUCUCAUACCCGCUUGAGAAUGCAGUUCCUUUCAGUCUUGACAGUGUUGCAAAUUCUAUCCACACUUUUUUUUCUGAGGAAACACCUGUAGUUUUGCAGUUGGCUCCUAGUGAGGAAAGAGUGUAUAUGGUGGGGAAAGCAAAUGCUGUGUUUGAAGACCUUUCAGUCACCCUCCGGCAGCUGCGCAAUCGCCUAUACCAGGAUAACUCCAUUCUUAGCUCUCUCCCCCUUAAUUCUCUGAGCAGGAACAAUGAUGUUGAUUUACUGUUUCUUUCUGAGUUACAAGUUCUACGUGAUAUCUCAAAUUUGUUGUCUCGACACAAGCAUCUAGCCAAAGAUCAUUCUCCUGACCUGUAUUCUCUGGAGCUGGCAGGCUUAGAUGAAAUUGGAAAACGCUAUGGAGAAGAUUCUCAGCAGUUUAAAGAUGCUUCACAGAUUCUUACUGACUUUCUACAAAAGUUUGCAGAUGAGAUGUAUAACCUUUAUGGUGGGAAUGCCGUCGUGGAAGUAGUGACAGUAAAGGCGUUUGACACUCCCCUGGUGAGAAAGACACGAACCGUUCUUCAGACAAAAUCAAAGGCAGUUAAAGGAAAUCUAUACAACCUUGCACAUAGGUACAGUGCAAAUUAUGCAGUGGUCUUCAACAUAGUUCUUUGGUUAAUGCUGGGCAUAGCCUUAGCUGUGAUCAUCAUCUCCUACGGGCUCUGGAACAUUGAUCCUGGAUAUGAUGGCAUUGUUUAUAGGAUGACAAAUCAGAAGAUCCGAAUGGAUUAACCUUUUUCUGUGCCAUCCUACUAAAAGAAUAUGGGAACCACCCAUAUUAUAUUAAGAUAAAUGUUUGGAUAUGACUUAAAGUGGAUGUUGUAUUUAAAAUGUAUUAAAAGAUGAUUUGUUUUCUAUUUUGUGUGUACUUGUAACCAUUUUUCAAAGUGGGUAAUAUUUAAGUGAAAUUGUGACAAAAAUCUUUCACUCUGCUAUGUUAUUACAGUGGUGUUAAAAUAUUUCAUUCCAUUUUAAAUUUGAAAAUAUGCACUGAUAAUUCCUUAAGUAUUUAUACUUAAUAUAUAAAUGUUAGCCUUUUUGACUCAUUUCUGUGGAACAAAUGCACUAAAAGUAUAAUAGAAUUUUUUUCUGAGUUCUUUAUCUCUACAUGGUACAGGUAGAAAUCAUCUCUAGAUUGUUAUGUAUUAUUAUGCACUACUUGUAAAUGUCUUAAGGUGAUAUAAAUAUCUUGAAUAGUUGCUAGAUGAAAGUUUUUAUGAUCUUCAAAAGCCCUAAAAUGGGGGAAAUGCUUAUACACAUAGUUUUAGAAAAAUAUUCCCAUAGACAGAGGAUAACUUUUUUUUUACCUCUUCUGAAAGUUUGAUGAUUUAUUAAGAAGUGGUUAAAAACUAGAAAAGGAAUCAUGUAGAGUAUUUGACUGGACUGGACCCAGGAGAUCAGGGUUCUUCUAAUUCCACUUCAUGCCAUGUCUAGCUAUGUGACAAUAGAGGAGUCACUAACCUCUUUGGGCCUCAGUUUCCCCUUCUUUAAAAUGAGGGGCUUGGACUUAAAUGCCAUUUCAGUUCCUGCCAACUCUGAAAUACUCUCAUUUGUCGGCAUAUGGUAUUGUGAAUUCUUACAGUUAUGCACACAGACACACAUUUCUGUAUGGUGGUACUUUUGGGAAUGGCUUGAGUUGAAAAUCCAUUUUUUAUUUUAAUGUCUGUUUUUCAGCUCCUAUAUUAGUUUGUGAGGUUGAUGUUACAAUUUCAUUCUACAGAAUGCUAAACAGAUGAUUCCUACUUUUUGAUGUGGACCAAUGUAUCAAGCUUAUAAAUGACUGAAAUAAAUAAAAAUUGAUAAGGAUUGCAAA
Molecule: messenger RNA, 3317 nt
Organism: Monodelphis domestica (gray short-tailed opossum)
Lineage: Eukaryota; Metazoa; Chordata; Mammalia; Didelphimorphia; Didelphidae
Gene: ATP6AP2
Product: ATPase H+ transporting accessory protein 2
Biological process (GO): positive regulation of Wnt signaling pathway
Cellular component (GO): membrane; external side of plasma membrane
Molecular function (GO): signaling receptor activity
Source: RefSeq, a predicted model, not a curated record